AUGAACUCGUUGUACAACACCGGACUGCGACAAACAGCCGCAAUACAGGCGGAUAUUGACAAAAUGCUCGCUGGGGAUACAUCAGCAGCACUCCAAGGCCAAAUAACAGCGUCGUUGGCCGGAUUCAGUCGCACGAUUGAUGACUUUGAUUCUGUCGCAAAGAGGGAGAUGAUAAAAGCAAAGCAGGAAAAGGCAGCGAUGCGUGUUCAAAAAUUCCGGUCAGACUAUACAGAGUUAAAGACUCAAUUCGACUCUGCAAAACGUCAAGCGGCAGAAGUAAGAAACUCGCAACAGCGUUCGGAACUUCUAGGACCACCUGGAACACGUCAACGCUUUCCACAAACACCAGCGCCUCCAGCAGAGUCGCCGUUUAGAGGGGCAACCCCUGACCCUUUGUAUGCAUCACGGGAGCAACACGCCCUUCGAGAACACAGCUUUAUACAAAACACAGAGACACAACUUGAUGCUUUCAUUGCGCAAGGACAGGAAGUCUUGAACAAUUUGGUCGACCAGCGACAAAUCCUCAAAGGCACACAGCGACGGCUCCUGAGUGCUGCCAACACCCUUGGACUCAGUAGGGAUACUAUCAGCUGGAUUGAACGUCGGAGGUAA
Serendipita indica DSM 11827 is the source of this 612-nucleotide messenger RNA. The record is from the annotation of a GenBank genome assembly. Lineage: Eukaryota; Fungi; Basidiomycota; Agaricomycetes; Sebacinales; Serendipitaceae.